Drosophila hydei is the source of this 1288-nucleotide messenger RNA. RefSeq lists its product as uncharacterized. Gene Ontology annotation, biological process: positive regulation of DNA-templated transcription. The transcript is spliced from 2 exons. The coding region runs from base 199 to 1131 and encodes 310 amino acids. The record is from RefSeq and is a predicted model, not a curated record. Gene Ontology annotation, cellular component: nuclear body. Lineage: Eukaryota; Metazoa; Arthropoda; Insecta; Diptera; Drosophilidae.
UAAGAAAUAAUCAUAAGAAAAUAUUUAUAAAAAAUCAGCAAUCCGAUAUAUCGAUAGUAAAACAUCUUCAACUUGUCACAUCGUUAAGAAAUACCAAUCAAUGCACAUCUCUAUUAGACAUUUGGUCAAUUGCAAUUUGAUGAAUUUUCAAAUGAAAAACACUGCAUAAACCACAUGAGAAUAACCUAAGAUAAGGAAAUGAGUGAUCCAGAGAAUGAGUCGAAGCCUAAUAAGCGCGGACCCAAACAUAUGCGACUGCGCUAUUAUACGUCCUAUGAGGAGGCCACAAUUGUGAAGUUGUGGCGCGAGCACUUGCAAGAAAUCACUUCGUACACGGAGAAUUUGGCAAUAUUUCGAGAGAUUGCCUUUGGACUGCAACAGCACCGCAUAAGGCUGAAUAAGCAAGAAGUGCGACGACGCAUUAGCAGUUAUCGCAAUAAGUAUUUAGUCGAACGCAGUCGCUAUGAAAGCGAUCCACAGUACAAAUCAGAUUGGCGCUUGUAUAAACUUGUCGACUGCCUCUUCCAGUCGGCAGCAACUGCCACGCCACUCGUCAUAACGGAACGGAAAUGGAUUGAGGAUUUAGAAUCGAAAAUCCGUAUCGAAUUGCCCACGUUGCCUCGCUUCAAUCGCCACGAUUGCAGGACGCUGAAAUUCGAAAUGGAUCCGAACGGCUGCCCCUUCUUUGAGGGUCAGGCAGCCGCUGCACAGGUGAAGGCUGAGGUGCCUACAAUGUUGGACUCACCCAAGCCAAUAAUAAAGACUGAAAUGAAGACAGAAAUGGAGCCACUGCAGUCAAUGCAAACAGAGAAACGUUCGCCCUUAACGCCCGCCAAUCGUACACUAGAACCACAAUUGCUAUCGCAACAAUCGCCCGGUCUGGAGUUCGGCCAAUCCACGGUGCGCCGUUCCCGUCGUCGUAGCAUAAUGCCACGCACGGGCCAAAUAACAUUAGCACAAAUCGAAAGAUUGCGCAAAGAGAAUCAAAUGCUAGCCGAGCAGCGGGACGCGAAUCUGGCGGAUUUGGCUUUGAAGGAACGCGAAUAUCAGCAGUUGGAGCAAACGUUUGACUUUUGGCUGCAUCAGCAGGAAACGUGGAUGACCUACCUAGAUGAGCGUGGCGUAAAGUAAAACUGAUAGUCCCCUUUCUAGUCUAUAAGUUGACAAUUAACUGGGUUAAAGUUGAAUUGCUUCUUAGCUUUCAUUUCGCUUUCCUUUUUGCGUUCCGGUUCUUCGGAUUUUCCCUUGUUCAAAUUAGUGAUUAAGAAACUAAAAUAAGUUGGCAAUU